Rhizopus microsporus ATCC 52813 is the source of this 3548-nucleotide messenger RNA. Its product is annotated as cysteine proteinase. Gene Ontology annotation, molecular function: protein binding; cysteine-type deubiquitinase activity; cysteine-type endopeptidase activity. Gene Ontology annotation, biological process: protein deubiquitination; regulation of protein stability. Bases 104 to 3499 code for a protein of 1131 amino acids. NCBI's taxonomy places the organism in Eukaryota, Fungi, Mucoromycota, Mucoromycetes, Mucorales, Rhizopodaceae. The transcript is spliced from 12 exons. Gene Ontology annotation, cellular component: cytosol; nucleus. The record is from RefSeq and is a predicted model, not a curated record.
CUAAAAAGGCUCCAAAAGAUUUCUGUACUCAGUAUGGAUCACCUUUUUUUUUCUAUUACUUUUCCAUAACACCUUUUUUUUUUUUCUCCCUUAAGGUUACGCCAUGGUUGUCAAUGCUUCUAAUGAUAAAAUUGUAAUAAGCACUAAAGAGAAUGAACUCACGGCUGAGAAAAAGCCAAGUGUGCUUGAUGAGGAGACUAUGCUCAAGACUCUAUUGCCCAAAAAUAACGACCUAGAAACAGAGGAAACAGGUGUAUUUCACUGGAAUAUUAAGGAUUGGAAAGGAUUAGAAGACAAAUGUCACGGUCCUGUCUUUCAUGUAAAAGGCUUUCCAUGGCGCAUAUUAUUAUUUCCAAGAGGCAACAACCAGAAAAAAUCGUUUUCAUUUUACUUGGAAGUAGCUGAUCCAAAAGACGGCACUUUACCCGAAGGAUGGCAUGUCUGUGCGCAGUUUGCACUCGCUGUGUCCAACCCUACAGACCCGACACUCUAUUAUAGCAGCCAUGCUAAUCACAGAUUUUCAGCGGAUGAAAUCGACUGGGGCUUUACACGCUUUUAUGAAAUUGAAGAUUUAGACAAAAUGACAAGCAAAGCAGGCCCCUUUCUUGUAGACAAUGAGAUCGUCUUGUCUGUGUUUAUUCGUAUCGUAAAGGAUGAAACAGGUGUUCUUUGGCAUAACUUUGUGAAUUAUGACUCCAGAAAGGAAACAGGCUUUGUUGGUAUUAAAAAUCAAGGAGCAACAUGCUACAUGAACUCGCUACUACAGUCUCUCUAUUGUACCAACAAAUUCAGAAAGGCCGUAUACGAUAUUCCAACUGAUAAUGAUGAGCCUACAAAAAGUGUUGCCUUGGCUUUACAGAGAUGCUUUUACAACCUCCAGUACUCUUCUGCGCCCGUGGGUACGACCGAACUGACUAAAUCCUUUGGUUGGGACACGCUCGAUGCCUUUAUGCAGCACGACGUCCAGGAAUUCAAUCGCGUACUUCAGGACAACUUGGAGGAAAAGAUGAAAGGAACACCAGCAGAUGGCGCCAUUUCAAAGCUAUUCCAGGGAAAGACAAAGAGUUACAUCAAAUGCAUCAAUGUCGACUUUGAAUCUUCACGCGUAGAAGAUUAUUAUGACAUUCAACUCAACGUAAAGGGCUGCAAGAACUUGCAAGAUUCCUUUGAUGACUAUGUUGCAGAGGAAAUUUUGGAAGGUGAUAACAAGUAUAUGGCUGAAGAACACGGUCUACAAGAUGCAAAAAAGGGUGUGAUCUUUGAAAACUUUCCUCCUGUUUUACAUUUACAAUUGAAACGAUUUGAGUAUGACUUUAUGCGUGAUACCAUGGUUAAGAUCAACGACCGACAUGAAUUCCCUCCAGAAAUCAAUUUGGAUAAAUAUUGUUCCAACAGUGACAAGGAUGGACCCUAUGAUUAUCAACUUCAUGGGGUGCUUGUUCACAGCGGCGACUUGUCUGGGGGUCAUUAUUUUGCUUUGAUUCGACCAGGUAAAGACGACAAGUGGUUCCGGUUUGAUGAUGACCGGGUGACGCCUGCAUCCAAGAAGGAAGUAUUUGAGGAAAAUUAUGGUGAUGAGCCACUUCGUGACAGUAAAGAUUUGUUAUCGCCUACAUUCAAUUCAAGAAUCAACAGUGCACGUAUGAUGAAGAAGUUUACAAAUGCAUACAUGCUCGUCUAUAUCAGAAAGAGUAAACUGGAUGAUAUCUUGGACCCAGUCCUUGAAUCAGAUAUACCUGUUCAUCUAAAGCGUAGAUUGGAUGACGAAAAAGCCAUGAUUGAAAAGCGUAAAAAAGAAAGACAAGAUAUGCAACAUAAUGUCAAAGUGGCUGUUAUCACGGACGAUUCACUUAAAGACUACCAAGGAUUCAAUUUGGCUGUAUUCGAUGAUCGUUAUUUAGAAGUGUCACCUCAUGUAGAAGUGUUCAAGGCACCAAAAAUAGAAAAAGUGAGCGAGUUUAAGAAGCAGUUGAUGGACCAUUACAAGUUGGAAGCAAGUCAAUUAAGGUUGUGGUACAUCCAGACUCGUCAGAAUAAGACCAACCGAGUUACCCAAUGUUUAACCAGUGCUGAGGAUAAAUUACCACUUGAAAAGCUGAGAGAGUUAACUUGUGGUAGUGCCUUUAACAACGGUUUAACUAAGCUCUAUUUAGAAAAGUCUGAAAAUGAUAAGCCAUUGCCUUCACUUCGAAACGAUCAAGUACUUUUGUUUGUCAAGUAUUUUGACGUAAAAGAACAAAAACUAAGAGGACUUGGUCAUAUGUUUGUUUCUCUCAAUGACAAGAUUGCUAGUAUAUUAUCAAACUUGAAUGAACGAGCCGGCUUAAAGAAGAGCACAUCAAUCCAACUGUUUGAAGAAGUUAAACCUUUGUCCAUUGAACCUAUCAAGACUGAUCAGACAUUCCGCAAGAUAGAUAUUCAGCAUGGUGAUAUCAUCUGCUUCCAAAGUUCACUAUCCCAAAGAGAGAUGGACGACUUGUCAAAAAAGGGAUAUAUUACAACAGCACCCGACUAUUAUGCAUCAUUAUACAACAGAUCAUUUGUGUUAUUUAAGCCUCUGCCUUCAACGCAGCAUAAACAAGAAGCAAAGCUUGUCUUGAACAGGCACUCUAGUUAUACUGUUGUUGCCCAGGAGCUUGCCAAGGAGAUAGGAGCUAACCCAAAUCGAAUCAGAUUUACCUCCUCUCAUCCAAUUACACAUCAGCCUCGCGAGGUCAUUGCAUACAAACCCGCAGCAAAGUUAGAAGAAAUGAUGCCUAAUUUGCCCAAACCUGCUGAUUAUCAACAGUUUGUCAGUUUUGAAAAGAUGAAUACACCCAUUCUGUUCUACGAGACAUUGGAGGUCGAUUUGGCUGAUUUAGAGUCCAAACGGUCCAUCGAAGUCAGCGUGCUUGGUCCCACGUUGAGAAAGGAAACAAAAGUGACAGCUCUCGUAUCGAGAGCAGGCACCGUGCGACAGUUGUUGGAUCAAGUGAUUACCAAAAGUAAAAUGGAAGUCAAGGACCCUGCAAAAAUUCGUUUGUAUGAAGCAGUUGAUAGCAAGCUGACAAAGGAAUUUUCCCUUGAACAACCUGUAGAUAACGUAGCAACCGAAAAGAAUGCCAUUGUCUAUGCUGAACCGAUUCCAAAAGAUGAAUUGGAAAUGAAUUUAGAUACAGAUCGUCUUGUACAAGUAGUUCAUUAUCAUAAUAAGCCUACAGAACUUCAUAGUGCUCCCUUUAGAUUUGUAGCCAUCAAGGGAGAAACAUUUGAAGAGACAAAGAAGCGAUUACAGAAACGAACGGGAUUGGGCGACAUGGACUGGAAAAAGGUUAAAUUCACCGUUAUUAGAAAUAUUUACUCAUCAGAACCACAAGUGGAGCCAAUUGAUGCAAAUGACUUUGAACUUCGUAAAGCCAGGCUUCAGGAAGAGGACGCACUUGGUCUGGAUCAUGUUGACAAAUCCUCAAAGAGUCGAUUUACACAUGUGUUUGAUAAAGGCAUUUUUAUUAGGGGAUAAAAUAAAAUACAUCAUUUUCAGAAACUAUUCGCACACAUUACAAGAUCAA